Cercopithifilaria johnstoni is the source of this 1155-nucleotide messenger RNA. Lineage: Eukaryota; Metazoa; Nematoda; Chromadorea; Rhabditida; Onchocercidae. The record is from the annotation of a GenBank genome assembly.
UUCGCACUCAGUGUUUUUUUCUGUUAUAUUGUUAUUGUAAUAUUCACAUUUUUAUUGUUUAUAUUAUUCUAUUCCGAUACGACGGAAGGUCUUUCGGCGCACAGUAUACUCAUUUACUCAGUAAAAAAUUAUCAUACCAAUAGAAAUUUAGCUGAUUUUGUGGAUUAUAUUCAAGAACAGCUUGAAUGCUGUGGUGUAUCAUCAGCUUCACAAGGUUAUCGGGACUGGCAACUCGCGGAUCAGUUCAAUUGUAAUCCGACCAAUCCUUACCCAGAAAAAUGUGGAGUACCAUUCAGUUGCUGCAAACGAUCUGUGGUAUCAGAGGCAGCGGCUGGCUCUACCAAUCCUUUAUUACCAGCAAUGCGAUCAUUGCAAUGUUGGCAGAAUGCGCAAACAAAACGUCCUCAAGAGUUGGAAACUGAUUUACACACACGAGGAUGCUUGCAACCGUUACGGAUACUUUUCGAAAGUCAUGCCGUACACGUCGGUGCCGUUGUCGCCAUCAUCAUUAUUCCUGUUUGUAUAUCAGUAUGUCUAUCAAAUAUCUUGGCCAAACAAAUCGAUCACCAACGAUAUUUGCUAGAGCGUGAAGCUCGUCGCUGCGAGCGACGUCGUAGACGUAAUGAACGAAUUCGUUUCCGUGAUCCAUAUACAACUGCUAUUGAAACUAAUACCAAUGAACUCAAACGUUCUACUGGCGCUCCACAGCAUAACACGGGUCAAAAUUCAGACGAUAGUACAACUGUCAUCGACCGUGGACUGGAAUCUGUUAAAGUGAUUGAGUCAUCACGCCCUUCUAUAACUGUUCAGCCAGAAAAAAAACUUCCUCCCUUAAAUUUAUUAAAUUUUUCGCAAUCACCACCACUGGUGCCUCCUCAUGAGGCUUCUUCACCGAAUGGUGAGGUCCGACGGCAUCGAAAACAUUAUCGACCAACAAGUAUUUCACCAUCAAAACACAUCGUUCAAACUUCGACGGCAGUAAAUCAGCACCAAAGGAUACCAAACGGAACGUCAACAUCAGCCCCUCAAAAUAAACAGAAGCAACGAAAACGUUCAUUGGUUACCCCUUCAUCAUCAAAAAAGUCAGCCGAAAAUCGGACGCAGCAAUGGGUUUUGGAGCAAUCUGAUCUUGUUGGCUAUGAGCCUGUUGGCUAA